AUGUCAGAGGAUGAUGAUGAUGCAGUUGACCUGUGUACCGAGAGAAUGGCUGAAGCUCAGCUGUUUGGAUUACAGGACGAGUUCAGCUGCUCAAUGUGUUUGGACAUAUUUAGUGACCCCAUGUCACUGUCUUGUGGUCACAGUUUCUGUCUGAAGUGCCUCACUGACUACUGGGAUCAGAGCCAAGUGUGCAGCUGCCCUCAGUGCAGACACACCUUCACCACAAGGCCUGAGCUGCACAGAAAUACCGUGCUGAAUGAAGUCAUCAAGAAAUUGAAGAGGAUGGUAAUCAGUCCUCCUCCUUCUCCACUUCCUUCAUCUGAGAAUUAUGCUGGCCUUAGCGAUGUGGAGUGUGACAUCUGUACAGAGAAGACAUUCAGAGCAGUAAAGUCAUGUCUGACAUGUAUGGCCUCCUUCUGCCAGACUCACCUACAGCCCCAUCAUGAAGCAGCUGCCUUGAAGCAUCACAAGCUGACUGAUCCUGACAGAAAUCUAAAGGAGAAACUCUGUGUAAAACAUCAGAAAAGUUUGGAAAUAUAUUGCAAAACUGACAAGAUAUGCAUCUGCCCAAUCUGUGGGGUGAGUGAACACAAUGGUCAUAAAAUGGUAGAACUGGAUACUGAAAGAAAAGAAAAAGAGAAGCACUUGGGGGCGACACUGAGUGAAAUCAGGAGAAGAGUUGAGGAGAGAAAGAAGACACUGAAGGACACGAAGAGGAUGAUGGAGCAGAUAAAG
This is a messenger RNA of Polypterus senegalus (gray bichir), 735 nucleotides long. Its product is annotated as E3 ubiquitin-protein ligase TRIM47-like. The record is from RefSeq and is a predicted model, not a curated record. NCBI's taxonomy places the organism in Eukaryota, Metazoa, Chordata, Cladistia, Polypteriformes, Polypteridae. The transcript has 3 exons. The annotation marks the transcript as partial. Gene Ontology annotation, molecular function: zinc ion binding.